Messenger RNA from Brachypodium distachyon (stiff brome), 3231 nucleotides. RefSeq names its product receptor like protein kinase S.2. The record is from RefSeq and is a predicted model, not a curated record. Gene Ontology annotation, cellular component: plasma membrane. Bases 300 to 3029 code for a protein of 909 amino acids. NCBI's taxonomy places the organism in Eukaryota, Viridiplantae, Streptophyta, Magnoliopsida, Poales, Poaceae. The transcript has a single exon. Gene Ontology annotation, molecular function: protein kinase activity; ATP binding. Gene Ontology annotation, biological process: protein phosphorylation.
GAAUUAAGCGCUUAGCUUUCACACACUUAGCAGCCCACGGUUGCGCCUAACCCCCUCCUCCUCGUCAUCUUGCAUGUCCCCUUCUUCCUUUCUCCCUUUCUAUCCUACAUCGUUUCCUACCUGCUCUGCUCUCCACGACUCCACGGCCACGCACGCAAUGCAAAUGCAACAACACCCAAUUCCCCAUUGAUCAAGACAUCCACCGCUCCCCUCCCGAAACUUUAAUUCCUUCCCACUCCAGCACCCGUACGAGUCACUAAUUUCCGUGCAAACGCGAAUUACGUGCUGGUACCAAAAAAAUGUCGUCGCUUCGCCGGCUCUGCUUCGUGCUCCCCAUGGACGGCGACGAGGUGAUCCUCGAGGAUGAAGACGGCGGCGACGACGAGCCCCGCCCUCGCCGGAACCGGAAGCUCACGGGCUCCGUCCGCCGCAAGGUGGGCCGCGCGAUCUCUUCCUGCGGCCUCCGCUGCUGCGGCGGCCACCGCGGCGACUUUCGGUCGGCGGCGGCGGGCUUCGAGGACAUCGACGGCGUGUACGACGACGAGGCCGGCGACGGAGGCAACGACAGGAAGAUCAAGGGGGGCGGGCCGCGGGUGUUCAGCUACUCGGAGCUCUACAUCGGCACGAGCGGCUUCAGCGACGCCGAGGUGCUGGGCAGCGGCGGCUUCGGCCGCGUGUACCGCGCCGUGCUGCCGAGCGACGGCACCACGGUGGCCGUCAAGCGCGUGGUGGCGGCCGCAGCCGCCGCCGGCGGCGGCCAUGGGCAAGGCAAGAAGAAAGGAGGAGGAGGAGGCGGCGGGUUCGAGAAGUCGUUCGUGGCGGAGCUGUCGGCCGUGGCCCGGCUGCGGCACCGCAACCUGGUGCGGCUCCGCGGGUGGUGCGUCCGGGAGCUGGAGGAGGAGCUGCUUCUGGUGUACGACUACAUGCCCAACCGCAGCCUCGACCGCCUCCUCUUCUCUUCCUCGGCUCCGUCGAAGCUCGAUUGGGGCCGGCGGCGGCGCAUCGUGGCCGGGCUGGCGGCGGCGCUGCUGUACCUGCACGAGCAGCUGGACACGCAGAUCAUCCACCGGGACGUCAAGGCCAGCAACGUCAUGCUCGACGCCGGGUACAACGCGCGCCUCGGCGACUUCGGCCUCGCGCGCUGGCUCGAGCACGACGCCACGCCGCCCAUGGCCAUGGCCAUGGAUCAGCAGCUUCUGCCGUCGCCGUCGUUCGCGUCGUCGGGGAGCAAGAGCAACAACAACAACAACAACUACCAGUUCCGGCUGAUCGACACGAGCAGGAUCGGGGGCACCAUCGGGUACCUGCCGCCGGAGAGCUUCCAGCGCCGGGCCAUGGCGGCCACGGCCAAGUCGGACGUCUUCAGCUUCGGGAUCGUGCUGCUGGAGGUGGCCACGGGGCGGCGCGCCGUCGACCUCACGUUCCCCGACGACCAGAUCUUCAUGCUCGACUGGGCCCGCCGCCUCGCCGACCAAGGCAAGCUGCUCGACGCCGGCGACCGUAAGUUGCUGCUCCUCGAAGGCGGGCACGGGCCCGGGCACGAAGACAUGGGCCGGCUCGUCCACCUGGGCCUGCUCUGCUCGCUGCACGACCCGAGGUCGCGCCCCACCAUGAAGUGGGUGGUGGAGAACCUCUCCGGCAGCAGCUGCUCCGCCGACCUCCCGCCGCUCCCCUCCUUCUCCGCUCUGCCCAACUACAUCUCCCUCACUUCAUCCUCCUCCGACUCCUCCGACUCCGGCACCACCACCACCACCACUACCUGCACCACGACCACCAUCGAAGCCGGCACCACCAGCACUACGUCCAACUCGAUGAAGCCGCCGCCCAUGUACGCCACGGCUGACGGAGCCACGGUGUACCUCACCGCAGAAGAAGAACAACAAGUGUCGUCGUCCGCCAGCGGCGAGAAGAGCGGCGUGGAGCGGUCGCCGUCGCGGGCGGUGGUCCCGAACGUGGACACCCCGCGGGAGAUCUCGUACGCGGAGAUCGUGGCCAUGACCAAGGACUUCUCGGCGUCGCAGGUGGUGGCGGAGCUGGACUUCGGGACGGCGUACGAGGGGUUCCUGGAAGACGACGACGGGCAUCAUCGGCAUCGGCAGCACGUGCUGGUGAAGCGGCUGGGCAUGAAGACGUGCCCGGCGCUGCGGGUCCGGUUCGCCAACGAGCUCCGGAACGUGGGGCAGCUCCGGCACCGGAACCUGGUGCGGCUCCGGGGCUGGUGCACGGACCACGGCGAGAUGCUCGUCGUCUACGACCACUCCCCGGGCACCAGCCUGCUCAGCCACCACCUGCUCAGCCGGCAGCCGCUGCCGUGGCGGCAGCGGCAGGGCGUGGCGACGGCGCUGGCGUCGGCGGUGCUGUACCUGCACGAGGAGUGGGACGAGCGGGUCAUCCACCGGAACAUCACCUCGUCCGCCGUCUUCCUCGACGGCGGCGGGCCCGACCGCGACGGCGGCAGCCCGCGGCUCGGCAGCUUCGCGCUCGCCGAGUUCCUCUCCAGGAACGAGCGCCACAACCCGCACGUCGCGGCCGCGCUGCCGAGCGCCUCGGCGCGUGGCAUCUUCGGGUACAUGGCGCCGGAGUACAUGGAGAGCGGCGAGGCCACCACCAUGGCCGAUGUGUACAGCUUCGGCGUCGUGCUCCUGGAGGUCGUCACGGGCGGCAUGGCCGUCGACGCCAGGACGCCCGAGGUGCUCCUCGUCCGGAAGGUGCGGCAGCAGCUCGGCCGCCGCGGCCAGGACCAGGAGGAGGACGUCGUGGUACUGGAGGCGCUCGCGGACAGGCGGCUCGACGGAAGGUUCGACCGGCGGGAGCUGCUGCGGAUGGCAAGGCUCGCCGUCGCCUGCACGGCGUCCGACCCCGCGGCGCGGCCCGGCAUGAGGGAGGUCGUCGGCAUCCUGGACGGCAACGACGAGGCGCUGAGGAAGCUGCUGGAGCGGAGGACGGAGAGAAGCAGGGAGGAAUGGGACGCCGAGAACAAGGCGGCUCUCGCAUUGGUCCGGAGAUUGCAGGCGCUUGGCAUACACUGAAGUGAACACACCGACGAUGUGAGAUCGACAUUUACGAUCCUGACUCCUCUCUCAAGAUUGUACCAAUGCAUUUAGUUGGAGGUGAUCCUCUGUGUUCUUAUGAAAAUCUCUAGAGCGCAUUUUGUCACCGUUUGAGGAUUUUCUGUGUGGUAUUGCCGUUAAUCUUGAAAAUUCUGAUUGAGAUUGAGAUUGUUCACUUCCA